ACACUCUCUCUCUACAUACAUAUAUAUAUAGAGAGAGAGAGAGAGAGACAGGGACCAAAACGGACAAAGAAGAAGGAGAAGAAGAAGAUAAUGAUGAGGAGGGAAGCGCUUUUGAUGGAUGUGAUCCUAAUCUUCGCCACCGUCGCGGCAUUAUUGUCGGUAAGCGAGGUCUCCGCCGCAGAAGAGACGGCGGUCCGCCUCCCACUAUAUCGCCGGCGAUCGGUGAGCUUCAUCGGCGACAUUCUCAGCGACGACGUCAACCGUCACUCCCUCAUCUCCCGCAAGCGCCGUCUCUCUUCCGACGGCGCCGUCGAGAUGCCGUUGGGGUCGGGGAGGGAUUUCGGGACGGGUCAGUACUUGACGGAGCUGCGGGUCGGGACGCCGUCGCAGAAGUUCACGGUGGUCGUGGACACCGGCAGCGAGCUCACGUGGGUGAAUUGCCGCUACGGAUGCCGGAGAAACUGCACGGAACGUCGGAGAAAGCGGCGGCGGGUGUUCCGGGCCGACCAGUCGUCGUCGUUCCGUACGGUGGCCUGCGAGUCUCAGACAUGUAAGAUUGAUCUCAUGAACCUCUUCUCUCUCUCCACAUGCCCUUCCCCCUCCUCUCCUUGCGCCUACCAUUACAGAUACGUAGACGGGUCAGAAGCAGAGGGAAUAUUCGGGGAGGAGACGGUGACGGUGGGGCUGACCAACGGCCGGAGGGGCAGAGUCAAGGGAGUAUUAGUGGGCUGCAGCCACUCCUUCAGCGGCCUCAGCUUCCGCAGAGCCGACGGCGUUCUUGGUUUAGCCUUCAGCCGUUUCUCCUUCGCCUCCGUAGCUUACCAAAUCUACGGGCCCAAGUUCUCGUACUGCCUCGUCGACCAUCUCAGCCACCGGAACGUCUCCAACUACCUCGUCUUCGGCUCUGGUUCCAACCACUCGGCCCACACACGUCACACCCGGCUCGAGCUUGAUCUCAUCUCUCCCUUCUACGCCGUCAACCUCGUCGGAAUCUCGAUCGAUGACCACUUUCUCGACAUCCCCCCUCACGUAUGGGACGCCACCCGAGGCGGUGGAACCAUCCUGGAUUCCGGGACCAGCCUCACCUUCUUGGCCGAGCCCGCUUUCAGGCCGCUCGUCUCGGGCCUUCAGGGUUACGUCUCGAGGUUCAAGAUGGUGAAACUGGAGGGGGUGCCGAUGGAGUACUGCUUCAGCUCGGACGGGUUCGACGAGGAGAGGAUGGUGCCGCGGGUCACGUUCCAUUUCGCGGACGGGGCUCGGUUCGAGCCCCACCGUAAGAGCUACGUCAUAGACGCCGCCCCCUCGGUUAAGUGCCUGGGGUUCGUGUCGGCUGGCUCGGCUCCUGCCACCAACGUCAUCGGCAACAUCAUGCAGCAGAAUUAUCUCUGGGAGUUUGAUGUUUUCGCCAAAACUCUCGCUUUUGCUCCUUCUACUUGCUCUUAAGCUAGCCCCUUUUUUUUUACACAUAUAUAAAAUAUUUUAUAUUCAUGCAUAUCUCUUCCUUAGUUUUUUUUUUAAUGGGCAUUAAUUGUUAGUGAACAAAUGAAAUACAUACCUAUAAGUGUUUACACC
Molecule: messenger RNA, 1572 nt
Organism: Tarenaya hassleriana
Lineage: Eukaryota; Viridiplantae; Streptophyta; Magnoliopsida; Brassicales; Cleomaceae
Product: aspartic proteinase nepenthesin-1
Exons: 3
Coding region: 91-1443 (450 amino acids)
Biological process (GO): proteolysis
Molecular function (GO): aspartic-type endopeptidase activity
Source: RefSeq, a predicted model, not a curated record